Messenger RNA from Arctia plantaginis, 978 nucleotides. The record is from the annotation of a GenBank genome assembly. Lineage: Eukaryota; Metazoa; Arthropoda; Insecta; Lepidoptera; Erebidae.
AUGUUUUCAACAAGCUCUCAAAAGAAAUUCUGGACAUUCAGUGAUGAUAAUGAGCUGGCAAGUUUACGGGAAAAGCACAAUCUGGCGUAUAUAUAUAAGCAUGGUCAAAACAUUGAUGAAUUUCAACGGCACAGUUUCUUCUUAUCACCUGAAGAGGAAAGGCUACUUUUGAAGCAAUACGAGUUACAUUUAAAGGAGUUCUGCAAGCGAUUUAGUCCUCCAAUGCCAAAAGGAGUUAUUGGUACCGCUUUUCAUUAUUUCAAACGAUUUUACUUAUACAAUUCAACUAUGGACUAUCAUCCUAAAGAAAUCCUGGCUACUUGUGUGUAUUUAGCGUGUAAAGUGGAAGAAUUUAACGUAUCCAUAGGCCAGUUCGUUGCUAAUAUUAAAGGUGACAGGGAUAAGGCAUCAGACAUAAUUUUAAACAAUGAAUUAUUGUUGAUGCAACAAUUAAACUAUCAUUUAACGAUUCACAAUCCCUUUAGACCAGUAGAAGGCUUUCUAAUUGACAUUAAAACGAGAUGUAACUUAGCCAAUCCAGAGCGCUUGAGGGGCGGUAUCGAUGAGUUUCUAGAAAAAGUAUUUUUGACAGAUGCAUGUCUUAUCUAUGCUCCAUCACAGAUAGCGCUAGCAGCUGUGCUGCAUGCGGCAAGUAAAGAACAAGAAAACCUUGAUUGUUAUGUGACUGAGAUGUUAUUUCGACAUGCCGGGCAGGACAAGCUUGCGAUACUCAUUGAAGCUGUUCGAAAAAUCAGAUCGAUGGUGAAGAUGGUUGAAAGUCCUGCACGGGAAAAAGUUAGGAUAAUAGAAAAGAAGUUGGACAAGUGUAGAAAUCAAGAAAAUAAUCCUGACAGUGAGAUCUAUAAGAGGAGAAUGAGAGAGUUGUUGGAUGAAGAUGAUAUUCCUCAUACCGGGAGCAGCAGGAUGUCUUUGGAUACAAGUGGAGUUGCUCAAGUUCUUUCUCCCUCUGCGUCAUAG